AUGGUUUGCGUAUCCGAGUGUACACUUCCCAAGGCAGGCCUCGAAUACACUGAUGAGAGCAAGGAUUUUGUAUUCUUCAGGUUGGGAGAUAAGAAGCAGGCAAACUCUGUCAAGUUUACAUUUGUGGGGCAGAAGGUUUUUAAAACAAACCAAUUGGCUGAAUUCAAUCUCUCUGAUGAGGGGACCAAAAAGAAAGAUUCACAAACGUUAAUAACAAGACCGCGUAACUGUUUCAUUAUCAUGCGUACUUUGAUUCAUAAUGUUAUUAUCCGCUGUCUCGAAAAGUGUGGCAUAUCUUCGUUGAAACAUGUAUCUGCAAUCACUUCACAACUAUGGGGGAAGAAUGAUGGAAUAUUUCAGCUAUACUUUGAGCUUCUUUCACAAUUUGAAGAGCACUGGCAUCUAAACAUUUAUCCUGAGUAUCGUUACCAUAAGGUCAAUAAAAUAAGUCGGCAACUGGAAAAUAAGCUCGUGUAUCAGAAUAUGUUAAAUCGAAUGCGCUAUUUUACAGCUUCUUCGCUGUUAUCUAAAUUGGAAGGUAUUUUAACAUUCCCGGUUGCGUCUGCCGCGGAUACUGCUGUUGAUGCCACUGCUGCUGCGGAGAUCCCCACUGCGGCUGAACCGUUCAGUUCCACCUAUACCUAUUUUUCAUUGUCAUUCCAUCAAAGCGGCGUAAAGCAUCAAUACCAUCCUCGCCAACAACACCGCCAGGUGAUAAAUAGUACGGUUCGGGUCGGGAAGACCCAACAACAAGAUUUCGCAAGUCCUCAAGAGCGGAAAUCCUUUGACGCUCUCCACAACAAGCGUCCAAGAGCUGAUAGCGUCGAUGAUGGCAAAUUGAACCGGAAGAAUAGGUGUACGGCCGUUACACAAGAAACCCUGUGUGAUCGUAUCAAAUUCGGCCUUCCCAAGAGAAAUUACCGCUCUCUCUUGUCACUGAAGAGAGCUAGAAAAUCCAACACCUCAAGAUCUAAGGAAUCAUUAAACCAAGAACAGAAUGCUUUGAAGACUGUAACUACAUCCGCACAAACAGAUCCUACCGAUUCUACAAGAAAGUGCUCCGCGCUUUUUAGCCAUGGAAGAAUACCUGUCUCCCAACAAACCUUCUUCAAGUCCAUGCCUUUCAAAGACGUUCAAAGUACCAGCGUUCCUUCUACGAUGGCCUCUUCAACCCAACUCCCCGGAAGUAACGUGAAUAGCCUGCGUAAAAAUCCCAAAAGGGUUUAUUCAAAGCCUCAGUGUAUGGUGGGGUCUAAACAACGUCUGGACGUUCAAGACCUUUACCUAGAGAAGAAACCCAUCAUUGUAUUAUCUUCCGAUCAGCCGUACAAUGACUAA
Messenger RNA from Torulaspora delbrueckii, 1338 nucleotides. RefSeq lists its product as uncharacterized. Lineage: Eukaryota; Fungi; Ascomycota; Saccharomycetes; Saccharomycetales; Saccharomycetaceae. The coding region runs from base 1 to 1338 and encodes 445 amino acids. The transcript has a single exon. The record is from RefSeq and is a predicted model, not a curated record.